AUGACUACCACCAACGGCGAGGCCAUCCAGAAUGGCAAUGGACACAUCGAUGUCAACGGAAAAUCCCAGGCCACUGCCGCGGGCAAAGCUGCAGUGAUCAGUAAUGGUCAUUUCGCUGAGGUGACUCCAGCAGUAUGGCUCGCACUGCGGAAAUACUUGCCACCUCGCGAUGAAGAUUUCGAGUAUUGGUGGCAGUUGACGGGUCUGCAUCUUGCAAUCAUGUUGCAAGCUGCCGAGUAUCCUUCGGAGAGACAAUACAACGCUCUUCUCUUCCACUACCACUACGUUGUUCGUCAUCCAUUUCCAUCUCUCUGUCUCAAGAGAGGGAGUGUUUGAGCCUCAUGGCCAUGCAUGCUAAUCGGCACAUUAGGUCCCUUACUUGGGCCCGCGACCAAAGCCCGACGGAACGAUGAAAUGGCAAUCUCUUCUGGGCGUGGAGGGAUCGCCUAUCGAGUAUUCUUGGAAGUGGAAUGCUCCAGGCGGUCUUCCCGACGUGCGUUACUGCAUGGAGGCCAUCGACCAAUACACUGGAUCUGCCAUGGACCCAUUGAAUCAGCACGCUCACCGGGAGAUGCUGCAUCAUAUGGCCGAAGCUUUUCCUUCGGUCAACUUGAGCUGGGUGAACCACUUUUUCGCCACCCUUUAUGAUCAUGAUCCAUCCAAGUACGUUGCAGAGGCGGCAGCUGGCUCUCACUUCACCACCACAGUCAUGACUGCUCCCGAGUUCCUCCCGGAGGGCUUGAAUGUGAAGACGUACUUCAUACCUCGCAAGAUUGGCCAGACGGAAGGGCAGAUUCCACUCGCGGAGUGGGAGAAAUCCCUACAGCUCCUCGAUCCCGGCAACAAGGCCCGAGCUGCGAUGCAUGAGUUCCUCAGCAUGACUGCUGAAGGACAAGCAAUGAGCCCAUUGUCAGUGUUCUCCUACUCCCCUCCCCACUCCGCAUAAUGUAAUGACACUUGUACUAACGCGCCCGGGCAGCAUGCUGGCCGUGGACGAUGUGACUCCCGAGAAGUCCAGGCUCAAGUUCUACUUCCAGACCUCGCACACCAGCUUCCAAUCCGUACGGGAAAUCAUGACCCUCGGCGGUGCGAUCAAGGUGCCAGACGAGAAAUUGGCAGAACUGAAGUCUCUGGUAUAUGCGGUGACCGACUUGCCGGAAGACUUCCCCGAGGAAGACGAGGCCCCGUUGACCCAGGCCUACGCUCCCUUGGCGAAGGAGAACUUCGUGGAGCUUCCCAUCCUCUUGGCUGGCUACAUCUACUACUUCGAGAUUGCACCCGGCCAAACGCUGCCGCAGAUCAAGUUUUACACUCCGGUCCGACGUUACGGGCCCGAUGAUUACAAGCUCGCCGGAGGAAUCACCAAAUGGAUGGCGGCUCAUGGCCGAGGCGAGUAUACCGAUCGUUACUUCAACAUGCUGAACAACCUGUCCCAGCACAGACGUCUCCAGGAUGGCAAAGGUACGCUCAUUUUUGAUGACGCCGAUCCCGUAUUUUGGGAAUUUUGGCUGACGAUAUCUUCUUCACUCUAUAGGGAUACAGACGUAUGUCAGUUGCCUGAUCAAGCGAAGUGGAUCGUUAGAUAUUACUUCGUACUUGGGACCUGAAGCGUUUGACCCUGGUCGGGGAGAAAGCUCUCGCCGUCGCUCUGUCCGGCGCCGCGGGGACUACUAG
Molecule: messenger RNA, 1674 nt
Organism: Lecanosticta acicola
Lineage: Eukaryota; Fungi; Ascomycota; Dothideomycetes; Mycosphaerellales; Mycosphaerellaceae
Source: the annotation of a GenBank genome assembly